Molecule: messenger RNA, 1253 nt
Organism: Centruroides sculpturatus (bark scorpion)
Lineage: Eukaryota; Metazoa; Arthropoda; Arachnida; Scorpiones; Buthidae
Product: hydroxysteroid dehydrogenase-like protein 1
Exons: 2
Coding region: 96-1052 (318 amino acids)
Cellular component (GO): endoplasmic reticulum
Molecular function (GO): oxidoreductase activity
Source: RefSeq, a predicted model, not a curated record
UACACGUAUGAACUCGAUAGAAAAUUAUGUAAUACAGAUUAAUUACUAAAUGUGCUUUGUCUUUCUGCUAUAUUGAAAGAUACAAGAAUUAAAUCAUGUUAGAAGCCAUAGAACAAAGUUGCAUUUUGGCUUAUUUUGGAAUAUUCUUUACAAUUCUCUUUGCCUCAAUGUUAAUAUGGAAGUUUGUCAACGUGUUAAGGGUACAUCUCUUCUCUCUAUGCACUUCGGAUUUGAAGGAAUUCGGACCGUGGGCCGUGGUGACGGGAGGAAGUUCGGGAAUAGGAAGAGGUUACGCUAACGAACUGGCCAAACGAGGUUUACACAUUGUAAUCGUAAGUAACGAAUUGCAGGCUCUGAAGGCUGCCGCCGAAGAAAUUACAAGUCAAUACGGAGUAGAAUGUCGCUACAUUCACGUCGAUCUCAGCCACGAUAAUGCCUACAAACACGUUUUCAGCAGACUGAAGGAUACGGAUGUUGGCAUUUUAGUCAAUUGUGCCGGUGUUCUGGGUGACUUUCCGUGUCAUAUAUUAGACGAAAGCGACAGGGAUGUGAAUUUAAUGUUAGAAUUACACAUCAAAGCGGUGGUUCACGCGACGCGAUUGUUUUUACCUUCGAUGUUAGCUAGAAAAAGGGCCGCCAUCGUUACUGUUUCGUCAAUAGCCUCCAUUAUACCUUUGCCAUUUUUGAGCGUGUAUUCGGCGUGUAAAGCGUUUUCCGAUCGUUUCACUCGAGCAUUGUAUUACGAAUAUAAAUGGAAAAAUGUGAGUUUUCAAUCUCUUACUCCCUUUAUUAUUUGGACGAGAAUGGUCGAGGAACGCGCUAGAGGUUUGAAACAUAUCGAGUUGUAUAAAAUAUUAACCCUGGAUAGAGAUAUAUUCGUCAGAAAUGCUGUAAGAACAAUAAAUCUUACGGAUCAUACAAGCGGUAAUUGGUUUCUUGACAUCGUUUGGUAUGCUGCAUUCAAAAUUGUCAAUAUUUUCUGGGCAUAUUUUGUAGUUAUCAUGGCACAUUUGUUUAAAAAGUCUUUAUAUAAAUAUAAACGUAAUAAUUAAACAAAUUUUUCUUUAUUAACUCUUAUAGAGUAUUUUAUAAUUCGAAUUUUAAUCGUGGACCAAACUUUGAUAGAUUAUAGUUUAUAAAGACAAAAUGUGAUGAUAAUAUUAAAUAGAUUUUCGCAAUUGUAAUUAAAGUAAAGGCGUACAAAAUAUUCAAGAAUUGUCAAUCGAAUUGUUACAUGAUUCGCGAUAAAUUAA